GCAUCCCAUUCUAUCACUAGGGGUAUCCCUCAUGGCGCGAGGCGCAUUCAUUGUCUUGGAGGGGCUGGACAGAUCGGGCAAAUCCACUCAGCUCAGACGUAUCAGUGAAGCGUUGAGGCAGAGGACAGGGAAAGAGGUGGUGGAGAUGGGAUUCCCUCGGCGGAGCAGCGCCAUUGGCAAAAUGCUGGACACGUACUUGCGGGACUCCUCUUCUAAAAUGAGAGACGAGGCCGUGCACUUGCUGUUCUCGGCGAAUAGGUGGGAGGCGAUGUCGGAGAUGCUGAGCCACUUGGCUGCGGGAAGGCAUAUAGUAUGUGAUCGAUAUAUCUUCUCUGGAGUGGCAUACACUGCAAUGAAGGGAACAGUGGACUUUGAGUGGUGCAAGAGCGUGGAUGUCGGCCUACCCAAGCCUGAUUUGGUUGUAUUCUUGGACUUAAGUCCAGAGGCUGCUGCCAAGAGAGGGGCUUAUGGCGAGGAGCGGUAUGAGAAGGAGGAUUUGCAGAUGAAGGUGCGCACAAUGUACACCAAGUUCGAAAAGGAGCCUUUUUGGCGAAUAUUCGAUGCUGAUAGACCGGCUGAGGAGGUAACCCGCACAGUUACUGACGCAGCAGUGGCAGUAGCUCAAGCGCUCGAGAAGGAUAACGCCAUGAGUAUUGACAAGAUAUGGUGGCCGAAAGAAACCAAUCUGACGGGUGAAGCAGGCAAAUCAUCAAUUAACUUGGAGAGCUUUUAGUAGGGUUCUAGCGCUAUUCGUAGUGGCUGAGGAAGGGCCCUUGUUCGCCUACGAGGUUUCAAUGAG
Molecule: messenger RNA, 799 nt
Organism: Perkinsus marinus ATCC 50983
Lineage: Eukaryota; Perkinsozoa; Perkinsida; Perkinsidae
Product: thymidylate kinase, putative
Exons: 8
Coding region: 32-733 (233 amino acids)
Biological process (GO): dTTP biosynthetic process; dUDP biosynthetic process; dTDP biosynthetic process
Cellular component (GO): cytosol; mitochondrion; nucleus
Molecular function (GO): dTMP kinase activity; ATP binding
Source: RefSeq, a predicted model, not a curated record